AUGGAGACACCACACGCAGGCACUGCACGCGACGGCGUGCAUGCGCAAGAAGCUCCCGCCACCGGUCACGGAGGGGUCGGUAGAGUCGAAGAUCUAGAGGAGAAGAGCAACCCCGGUAACGUCCAUGCGGAUCGAGGAGUCACAGGCGAAGCUAGUGGAAGAAAACGAUGGGCGUGGAAGAAAUAUGAUACACCCAUGACUCCACCCAUUAACUCAAGUUUGUUUGCACCGGCCCUUGGAAAGGGAACAAGGAUGCAUAUGGAUAGCUUGGAUGGGUCGCCCCGUACGCUGGUUACGACUUUGAGGAGACCGGUGGAACCGCCAAGAUAUUUUAUAUAUGAACAGGCUGGAUAUGGAGGACCACGGCAAGGGAAUGAGUUUCAUAUUGCCCAAGGUCAAGCUGUUCACGGUAUGCCGCCUGAAAUAGGUGCGCGUGGACAUAUGCAAGGACAAGAUCAGUGCUUAAAUGAACAAGCACAACAGCACCAAUUUCAAGUCAGAUACCCAGAUGCAAGGCAGAAGAAACUCGGAAUUCGAUUUUUUGAUGAUCGAAAACUUAUUAAAGGCCUCGGGUUUGGUUUUUUGGAAUGGGGUCGAAGAUUUAAGCGCCAAAUUUCAUUGGCACAAUCGUCUUGUGGUUUUCUGUGGCCGUAG
Messenger RNA from Peronospora farinosa, 654 nucleotides. The record is from the annotation of a GenBank genome assembly. NCBI's taxonomy places the organism in Eukaryota, Oomycota, Peronosporomycetes, Peronosporales, Peronosporaceae.